Messenger RNA from Microstroma glucosiphilum, 1690 nucleotides. RefSeq names its product PAP2-domain-containing protein. Bases 188 to 1690 code for a protein of 500 amino acids. Gene Ontology annotation, molecular function: inositol phosphoceramide synthase activity. Gene Ontology annotation, biological process: inositol phosphoceramide metabolic process; sphingolipid biosynthetic process. Lineage: Eukaryota; Fungi; Basidiomycota; Exobasidiomycetes; Microstromatales; Microstromataceae. The transcript has 2 exons. Gene Ontology annotation, cellular component: inositol phosphoceramide synthase complex. The record is from RefSeq and is a predicted model, not a curated record.
CACACCGAGACGAGACUACAGGCGCAUAUACUCACCUCUUUCCCUUUCUCACCAUCACCUCUACCUUCACUUCAGAGUAGCGGACGUGGCUGGAGAUUCGACGCAGCAUAUACAGAAAGGUCUCCAAGCCCUGACGUGACCCUCCUCAGCGCGACUCGGCGGCGCGGUCCUCUUACUCUACAUCGCAAUGGUCUCGUUUCCUCCUCACCUCCAGCAUGUCCCAGGCCCACCCUUGCCCUUGCCUCGCUGGGUUCCUGCCGGCACACUUGCCGUUUUGGUCACCGCAAUACUCUCCGCAGCCACUCGUCUCGAAUUCUCGGCGUCCAUCUCCCUGUCUAUUGCUCGAUUCAAGUACUGGCUACCCCGCUCGACGAGGUCUGAAAGGCUCAAGUUUGCCUUCAUGAUCAUGACGGCUACCUUCUCCAUGUUCGUCAUGGGCUCGCCAGGCUUUCCCUUGAAGCUAGGCAUACCAGCUCUUUAUAUCCUAGGGAUCUUGUUGCCCGUCUCCUCGCAAUUCCUACUACCAGCUUCGCCCAUUCUCCUCUGGCUCCUCUUCUUCUACUCCUCUGGAUUCCUCGCCCCAUCAACCAGACCUCACAUUUGGGUUUCCGUGCUGCCUACCCUCGAGACGAUCUGGUAUGGUGCCAAUAUCUCCGAUAUCCUGACCAGGGCCGGACAUCCCGUCUUGGACGUAGUCGCAUGGAUACCCUAUGGCGUGGUCCACUUCGCAGCGCCCGCCUUUGUAGCUGCCUUCCUCUUCGUCUUCGGACCCCCGGGCAGCAUCAAAUUCUUCGGAACAGCCUUUGGCUUCUUGAAUCUGAUCGGCGUCAUUAUCCAGGUCACAUUUCCCACCGCGCCGCCUUGGUAUGAGCUGCGCGAGGGGCUCACACCAGCCAACUACUCCAUGAAGGGAUCUCCAGCAGGUCUGGCCAGGAUUGACGCCCUCUUCGGUGGCCAUGGCUAUACCGUCACCUUUACCAAUGCGCCGGUGCCCUUUGGCGCUUUCCCGUCUCUGCAUGCAGCCUGCGCAACAAUGGAGGCGCUGUACUGCAGCUACUUCUUCCCCCUCUCAAUCCAGAUCGGUGGUUCUCUGAUCGACAGGAUUCUGGGUAAAGGCAAGAAGAUAGCCCUUGACGCCAGAAUCCUUUACUGGUCGUACGCCUUCUGGCUCUACUGGUGUACUAUGUACCUCAUGCAUCACUACCUCGUCGAUCUGGUCGGCGGAGGCUGCCUCGCGACGGUCUGCUUCUACUUCUUCCUCGAUGACACGCAGAGGCACUACAUGGAAGACUCAUACCCGACCAACCCUUCCGCACCUGCCACCUUUUCCACUCUUCAAGCAUCGCAUUCUCAACUCAACCUAGGAACGACCUCUCGAGGCAAUGAUGAGUAUGCGCUGGGCGACAUCAACACCCGGGAUCGGCCGCCGAUAGUGAACGACGAGGAGAGGGGGUUCGGGGCAAGGGAUCCAUCGACGCUGUUUGCUCUGGAUGAGGAGGAUGGGCAGGAGGAUGAGGCUGGGAGCAGGCCGAGUGGAAAUGCAGGAAGAUCGAUUACCCCGCGGCCGAAGACGCCUUCGGGCACUUCGGCACAGCAGACUCAGGGCCAAGCUACUCCAAAGGCGAAGCACAACGCCGGUAAAGAGCAAGGAGGGGAUGACAGCAGGGACUCUUUCGACCAGUGGGGAUAG